CACCGCGCGACUUCCCGUCGAGGACAGCAGCACCGCUUCACCGCACCGCCUGACCUGCGCAUUCCCGCUCAUCGAGGCAGCUGCGUCAACUAUGGCUCCGUUCCGGAAUAGGGACCGCUCCAACAGAUCGGGACGCGGCCAAGUCGAGCAUAAUGUGCUCGAGGGACUUCCCAUCAAUCAGUAUAAAGAGGUCGAAAUUACCAUUGGACCAAGCUCUUCCGAAUCCAAAGAGGUGGACAAAGAUGCGUGGCCCGAACCACCUAUGCCACGGGAUUCCCAUAUGCUGCCGGAGCACUCCCAGCAAUUACUUCGCGCAGCAAGAGCAGGCCGGAUGUACAAGCCGCCAGCACCGCCGGAAGAAGAUAAGGAGGCCAUGGAUGAAGAGGAUGAAACGAAGGAGGUUUCCCAGGGCUUCACUGUCAAGAAGUGGGCCAAAGUACCGCGACAUCUCGAGGAACCGGAGCCUGAGUAUCUGGCCAAGCGACGGAAAGGCUUGCCGUCACAGUACGCCAUGUCUAGUCAAGUGCCGGCGCAGCCCACGCCAAUGAGGGAAACUAAGGUCAAGAAAACCGACGCAGAAGGCAACGUGAGCGUGUACAAGGUCCUGGUUCCAGAAGGCCAAGCCGUGGAGGGUGAAAUUCAGCCGACGGAUGCCGUUAGCGAGGCAGCACCCACGACUGCCGCUCCAGGAACAGUAGUGGAAGGUGUCGGAGUGGUCAACGCCGAAGGCAUGGUGGUAGCCAACGACGUCAUGCAACACACUCCACCACGAAGGAGACCGCCCCCUCCUAAGAAGAAGAAGAAAAGCGGCCCUGGAAGGGGAAAGAAGAAGGUUGUGUUCGUGGAAGGAGCCGAGCAGCAAGGGACGCCUGCUUCUACUACAGGCAGCGACCUUCUCGCGGUGCCUGGAGUCAAGCAGGAAGGGGGAUCUGUCGAGCCUUCAGAGGGCGGCGAUACUCCCAUGGCAGAUGCUGGAGACGAAGAGGAAGGUUCAGGCGAGGAGGGAUCAGAGGAUGAGGAGCACGAAGAAGGGACUCAUUCGCCGACGCCCGCUAUUGCAGUAACUCCUUCGAAGACGCCCGCAGAGCCUGCCAACGCCCCGGUUGCUGAACCACCGAAGGAGGAACCCAUCGUCGAAGCAGUGCCUAUAGCGGACACAGCACCCGUUACAGAUACUCCUAAAAUUACCCCAGCAGAGCCUACUCCACCUUCUGCGCCUCCAGGAGACGACGGAGCUGCCGUGGCAACCCAAAUUGAGCCCGAAAAGCAGGAGAAAACUGAUCGCGAUCCAUCAAGUUCCCCGGAACUACCCCUCUCCGCUAUGGCUCACAGCAGACAAAAUUCGUUAAAUCAACUUCCUACAAUUCCUCCCCUCGAGCCUGCGGCUCCUGAACCUGUUUCCGCUGAAGAGCCUGUCCCUCCUGCCGAACCCGUUGAGUCUGUCGAAACUGUCGAAACCGUCGCGCCUGUCGAACCGGCCCCUGCGCCUCUGCCUCCGCAGGAACCGGCGGCCGAAGAAAUACAAGCCUCAGAUGGCGAACCCGAUCUGCUCGGAAGCCUCGAGAGGCAGCUUGAGAAAGACAGUGAGUCAAUGGCAGCUCCCUGACCUUAUCUAGGCCACCUCACGCAACCACCCAGACAGCAUUUACCUUGCAUAUGAUUGACAGUUAGAGAAGGCCGAUAUUUGUCCAAUUUGGCUCAGAAGCAAGCUCGCCACGCUCGCAAAUGAUCGAUUUUGGAGACUAUCUGGCACUCAUUCUUUCCUAUUGAGUUUAGGGCUUUAGGGUUUGUCGGAUGCGGGCCGCGUCUUGUAUACCUCUGUAUGAGUAGGAUAGUGUAGAUACCACCUGUGGACGGUGUCUUUGAGCUCUUGUCAUUCUGUC
This is a messenger RNA of Trematosphaeria pertusa, 1883 nucleotides long. RefSeq lists its product as uncharacterized. The record is from RefSeq and is a predicted model, not a curated record. Lineage: Eukaryota; Fungi; Ascomycota; Dothideomycetes; Pleosporales; Trematosphaeriaceae. Bases 92 to 1606 code for a protein of 504 amino acids. The transcript is spliced from 2 exons.